AUGCCUGAAAUCCCCAUCGCUCCAUACCCACCUCCGGAAAUCCAAUCCUUGAUCCCCCCAGACAAAUGGACAAAGUACCAAGACUCUUGCGUAACGGCGCUAACCCACCACUUGCUCCUCCCCGCCCCCUCGUUCCAGAACUCGCUGAGAGAUGCAGACCUCGUGGAAUUCCUGACGACCUAUGCUUCGAACCGGGCAGCGACGACGGCCCGGAACACUCCGUUGAGACAGAAGGUCGUGCAGAUACUGCAUAGGAUAUACGCUACCGCCUCGCCGAAGCACGUCCCCGGCCAGCUCGUCACGGCAACCUUCCUGACGGAGCUCUCCAGGGAGUUUGGCAAGAACCGUGUCGUACGCGAGUUACUGGACAGAGAGGAGGUGUGGGGGCUUUUCGAGAAGGAUGUGCUAAAGUGCGGGCUCGAGGAUGCCAUCUCGGUGAUUAGGUUUCUACCGAGGGUUUCCGAGAGUUUGCUGGCUGGGGAUGAGUGGAUGGAGGGCGUCAUUGUCCGCGGGGAGGUGGCGGCGCUGGCGACGGCGCUGGUUGCUGUCGCGUCGAGGCAGAAUUGGGGGUUUCUGGGGGAUGUGCUGUAUAGGCUUGUCUUGGAGGGCAGGAGGGAUAAGAAGGCUGGUGAGUUUGUGAAGAGGCUGAUUUGGGAGAUGCCGGUUGUUGGGAUUCUGGAGCGGGAGGUUGAUGGGGCUCCGGAGGAGGGGAGGAUCGCUGGGGUGCUUGAUGAGGUUAAGAGCUUUGGGCCGGUGAGGAGGAAGGAUAAGGGGAAGGGGAGAGAGGUGCUGGAUUUGGAGGCUUUGAGUAGAGAGGAGGAGGAUAAUCUUAUGAUGAAGGUUGGGAGUGUUCGGGACAUAUUACCCCACCUUGGGGCGGGUUUUGUGAGGAGAUGUUUGCUACAGAUGGAUGGGGAUGUGGAGAGGGUUACCGCCGCGGUAUUGGAGGGAAACUUGCCUGGCGAUUUGAAUUUGGUGGAUCAGGAGGAGGAAUUGUACUCAUUCCCCUCCAUCUUGCGUCUACCUUGGUUACUAACAAACCUAAAGCAUUCCACCCGAAGCCCAGGGACCACCCUCAGCGUAUGCUACUCCCCCCUCCGAACCAGCAGAUACGGAAUUCCCCGUUUUCCCGGUCCGUCGCAACAUAUUUGACAACGAUGAACUAGACCGUCUGGACCCCUCUGCGAUCACCCGUCUCCACCAGGGCAACAAAACCAACAAACUAACCGCAGACAAACUCCUCAACGCCCCCGAGGUCCCUAAGAGCGCCAUCUAUGCCGCGCUUGAAGCCUUCGACCCGGACGACGACGAGCGUGAUGAUACCUACGACGCAGCCGACAUUGGCGGAACUGUAGACACAUCUGCACCACCCGGCGAUGACCACUCCGGUGAUCGGGAAGGCGAUGAUGCGGAGAAUGCGCUUUGGAACGCGUACAAGUCUUCGCCUGAGGUCUUUAAUCGUGAUUCGGUGACUAGGCGCGGAAAGGCUAGGAGGGACCUUAAAGACCGGACGAACAUGACCGAUGAGGCGAUUGAGGGGUGGAAGGUUAUGCUUGAUCGGGAGCCGAACCGCCUACGAGCUAUGGAGAGGAGGUUUGCGGAUAAGAGUGUUUCGCAGAACCUUCUUACCAAGGGCUCUUGGAGUGCUGGUGGUGAUGAGGGGAUUGGUGCACGGGGGAGGGGUGGGAGAGUUAUGGGUGCGAGAGGCGGAAGAGGUGGCAGUGGCAGUGUAGGCAGGGGAAGGGGGCGUGGAGGCAGUGGGGACGUUGCGGGUCCUACUAAUGGGAAAGAGACGCAGCAGGGGAGGGCGAAGAAGGAGGCUAAUAAGGGGAGUAGAGCAAACCAUAAUCGGAGGGACCAGAGGGCGAAGAAGAUGGCUAGAGGAUUUGCAGGAUAG
Messenger RNA from Tuber aestivum (summer truffle), 1897 nucleotides. NCBI's taxonomy places the organism in Eukaryota, Fungi, Ascomycota, Pezizomycetes, Pezizales, Tuberaceae. The record is from the annotation of a GenBank genome assembly.